AUCAUGAUUUAACUGCAUUUGCAAAUGCUGGUAUUUUUCAGAUGAAAGGAAUAGGAACCCUAAACCAGGAAGUUACAUAGUUGUGAUUCUAAUUUCAGCCUUGGAGGAGGGCCCACAUUUACUGAAUAUUGUCAUAUGAAUAGCAGCCUAGGACUUUUUUGCCUAAGCCUCUAAGGUGACAUCAAGAUCUCCAGUUCUUCUUGAUAGAGAUUCUGCUGUACUUGAGGGUCUGAAGGCAGCACAUAGCCCAAUGCAUGCCAACCAUUCACCAAGUUGGCUAACAAGCCACAGCUGAGUAGAAAAUAACGUACAGCUGCAAGAGAUGAUGCUGUUCAGGAAACUUCAGUGGUCCAAAGGGAAGGCUAUUUCACCAGUGCUUUUAAUAUGUGCUCUCUUCUGGAGCUCGGGGUUGCAUCAGGAUGCAUCCACUGCAAGGAGACGAAAUGUGGUCUCAUUACAGGGUAAAAUGGUGAAAAUGGAAUGUAUGCACAUGAGUGAUGCAACAGAAGGUUUGAUCCUAACUCUAAGGAGAAAUGGCACCCCCACUGAGCUUUGUAGCUUGCGAUUUAGAAACUUUAGCAUUUGGGACAGAGUCUGCAAAGGUUCUGUAACUCUAGAGUACGAUCAUCACACCAAAUGGGUUUACGCUGUUAUUCAGAGAGUCUCUGUGAAUGAUUCUGGGAUUUAUAACUGCACCCUGGAAAGCAUGAUUCCUCCACCUGUGAAAACACUGACCUAUACAUACAUUUGCCUUACAGUAUCAGCUCCUCCAGUGGUUGAGCUUUCCUUGGUAUCUCCUUUCUUCAAUAACUGUGAGAACACAUUGACUUGCUGCGCUUGGGACUUCUACCCUCAAGACAUCCAGUUCUCCUGGUAUAAGGAUGGAGAGUUGAUCACCAGCACUUCAAAGAAUGAUUCUUUGUUCCCCAAUAGUAAUGGCUCUUACUCCUAUAUAAGUAACCUAAUUAUUUCCCAUUCUGACUGGAGCAGAUCUGUACAGUUUUCUUGCCAAGUGAAUCAUUCUGCACUGGAAAGUCCUGUUGUCAAACAUAUAUCUUUGCCUCGAGCUGAAAAAGAUUCUUCAAAGUUGCCAAUCUGGAUCCUGGCUGCAGUGCUUGCUGGUCUCCUAAUGAUAUUGGUGGUGAUUAUUCUGGCAAUGACCCUGAUAUUCAGAUCCAAGACCACAUCACAGAGCUCUGCAGACAGAGUUAUGCCAGAGACUGCUGUGAUGCAACUCCCACAAGAAUGCCAGAGAGAGAACUGCCACACAACCUAUGUGUUGCUUAAUUAUUAUCCAGGAUCUACAUUAUGAGUGGUUGUCAAGUGUGGUAAGUGGGGUAUGAAAUACAGAAGGAAACCUUGCAUUCCCUUGAAGUCUUCUGCACUGAACAUGAUGAUGGAAGACAGGAGCUUCUGGGGAAACAAAUAUCACCCGCUACUUAUAAUACUGAAGCCUUCAGCUGUCAAAUAACAAGUAGAGCAAAGCCACUUGUGAAGAAGGGCAGUGUGCUAGAUGCUGGUUUGAGUUCUCAAACCUAGUUAGUAUUUUAGCAAAUAAGUAACAUCUAAUCUGGCACAUAAAGGGAACUGAAAUGUCCCUGAGGUGCCUGAUCUGAGCACAAGGUGGCUGUGGGCCUUUGGGAGAAGAUGCACUGCUUUGGAGCAUUACGGUCAUGACCAUGAGGUUAGGCAGCCUAGGGAAAUUUUCAGACUGGUGCUUCACAAUCCAUUGCGUGCACAUGGCUGGACUUGGCACACUGAGUCACAAUUAAGCCAAUAUCCCAGCAACGCAGCUAAGAUAUAAUUGAUGGAAAUUCUGUUGUUCAAAUGGGUCCAAGUCAUUUUCUGAUGAUUAAAGUCCAUGCCACUGUGUCAGAUAAAGGGUGUUCUGGCUAAAUUCCAGGGUUAAUAACAGCCUUCACUCUAAAAUUCCCUACACAUUGCAAUUGAAAUGCAGCCUACUGUUCACUUUCACAGGUCUGUCACACUCCACCCCUGAACUGAUUGAAUUUCUAGGGUUGGUCACAGCAUUCUGCAUCCAAUCCAUACCUUGCAAAUCACUUAUUUUGGGAGCCUUCAGCAUGAAAGAGGAACUAUCUCCACUUAUGGGAAUUCCUUGGGUUAACUGUUCCCUGCAGUUGUGGAGAGCUGGAUUUGAGGAAGACCCUUCCAGUCCUGUGUCCCUAUGUUUCUAGAUAGCUGUUGGGUUUUAUCACGUUUUAUCACUUUCAUGUUUUUAUAAAUAUUGCACAAGUUAUUACUUUUACCAUAUUCUAGUGUAUUAGUGGCUUUGUUAGCCACUGGAUCUUUAUGGAAGAUGCUGAUGAUCUUAAAUGUUGGCUCUUGUUUACAAACUGUUACUGUGUGGCAAGGAGGCAAUUGUAAACUACAACAGCAAGAUGGACUUUAUUUUUGUGUGUUCCUAUUGAUCCUGAACUCUUUGGCCUGUUCUGGAGAUGCUUUAAUUGGAAUGCAUUAAUAUAUUUCAGCAUACAAAAUUACCAGAUUUUAGGUCUAAGGAUGUUACACAAAUUGCCAAUUGCUCAAACCACAAGCGAGACUUUAUAAAGGGGAUAAGGCAAGGUACCGCAUUUAUUGAUUACAUGAGUUAGACAUAGAGGUUCAGGCACACCGUUCAUACAAAUACACAAAUCAUCAUGCACAUCGUUACACACAGGCAUAUACAUACACAAAACAACCAUUUCAUCCACACAUACACCAGAUAUAGUUACCAGCAAUAGUUGCUCAAUAUCAGCCCAGGGUGGCCAACCCAGGCUUAUUGAAUAGAUGAUGAUGAUGAUUUGAAGAUAGCUGAUUUAAAGAUAACAGCUGGAGCGGGGUGAACAGAUGCAUCUGUGCUCUGAUGAAACAGCAGUAGAGAAAGAGACUCAAACAACUUGGCAUUUUCAAAGUGUUCUUUUACCGGGAUUGGCAUCCUUUGUUUCAGUGCUUUGGGGUUUUUUCAUACCCAGCUUCUGUUUUUGCGGUUGUUCUUCUUUUGUUUUCAGCUUAUCUUAGAAGAAGAAAUUCUGCCAGAUGGGCAACAAAAACACUCCAAGGCUGUUAUCUCCUUUGUGCCUUCAAGCUUCAAAGGGAUUCUUCAGCCAUUUGUUAGUUAGUUAGUAGUUGGUAACUUACAUUUGAUGCCUUGUUGCUUACAUAAACAGUUGAAUCUUCUUCUUCCGUCUCUAUGCCAUUCUCUCACCAUUCACCCUUUUACACACACUCAUACAUAAAGGCUAUGCAGAGUUCAUUCACUUAUGUCAAGCAGAAGGAUACAAAAUGGAGUUUUCAAGUUGCUUACAGGACAAGACUAACAUGGUUACAUUUCACUAUUAUUACACUCUAUGUUAACAUCAGCUACAUUAGUUCAGUUCAUGCUACAAGGAGAGGUCCUAAAGGAAAGAAAAUGAUGGAAAAUAGAGUUGGUACUAAGGACUUUUUAAGUGUGCACAUUUGUACAAAUAAUUACCACAAGUAAAAACUGAGAACAAUGGUUUUGAAGUCAAUAAGGAUCUUUAAAUAAAGAAAACAGUAUAUAUAGCA
Molecule: messenger RNA, 3546 nt
Organism: Alligator mississippiensis (American alligator)
Lineage: Eukaryota; Metazoa; Chordata; Crocodylia; Alligatoridae
Product: tyrosine-protein phosphatase non-receptor type substrate 1
Exons: 6
Coding region: 323-1312 (329 amino acids)
Source: RefSeq, a predicted model, not a curated record